GGUUACGCCACUUCCGGCAAAACCGGCUGGGGGGGUGGACGCGGAGCCGGGGAUACUCCGAGCGGAGUGGUGGCCGUGGAAACCUCCUCGCUUCUUCCUCUAAACCCGCCUCCCUCCCUCACCUCCUCACCUCCCUUGUCUCCUUUGACAUCUUCCUUUGUACAGCAGACAAGAGCGAGGAGAGAGAGAGAGAGCAACCGAGUCUGGCCGAAGGACCCUGGGAGCUGCUGUUUUCUCCUCAAUUCCAUCCCACAGUUGACUCCAAUCAAGGAGGAGGCCAGUUUCCUGGGGUGAACCAGACUUGGUUGCUGCGGGAAGAGACUCUUGAGCGCGGGUUGUCCCAGCUCACCUUCGAGAGAUUGCGAAGAUGGCGUCGGGUGGAGGUGCCGGUGAAACCCAGAGGAGAAGGACGCUCUCUGGAACGUCGCAAUCUCGUAACGGCUUUUCCGCAGUGGCCGAGCAACGCGCGAUGCAGGCGCAGCGCACGCGCGAUCGCAAGGAGCGGGACGGGCUGGUGCUGUGGAGGCGGCCGUUCACAACCAUGAAAUACUUCCUACUCGAGUGCGGUCUGGAGACGUGCAAGUGGGCCAGUCGGCUGUGGGCACGGAGAGGUGUUGUAACGCUCUUCCUGCUGAUGCUCGCUGCUCUUACUGCUGCUUACUAUGCCGAGGGGGAGCACCAGGAGUUCGUACGGAGCACAGAGAAGAAGAUCCUGUGGUGUGCCUACUGGGUCGGCCUGGGCAUCUUAUCGUCGGUCGGGCUGGGCACGGGGCUGCACACCUUCCUGCUUUACCUGGGCCCCCACAUCGCGUCAGUGACGCUGUCGGCGUACGAGUGCGACUCGGUGGACUUCCCCGCGCCUCCGUACCCCGACGAGAUCAUUUGCCCAGAAAGCGAUGGACUCAACGUGCCCAUCUCUAUCUGGACCAUCAUGUCCAAAGUCAGGCUGGAGGCCUGCAUGUGGGGCGCUGGCACGGCUAUCGGGGAGUUGCCGCCGUACUUCAUGGCGCGGGCGGCGCGGUUGUCUGGGUCCGAGCCGGAUGACGAGGAGUACCAGGAGUUUGAGGAGAUCCUGGAGCACGCGCAGGACUCGCAACAGGACCUGGGCACGAGAGCCAAACUGGCCAUGCAGCACCUGGUGCAGCGUGUCGGAUUCUUUGGCAUCCUGGCAUGCGCCUCGAUUCCCAACCCGCUGUUCGACCUGGCGGGCAUCACGUGCGGCCACUUUCUGGUCCCCUUCUGGACGUUCUUUGGAGCAACGCUCAUCGGCAAGGCCAUCGUCAAGAUGCACAUACAGAAACUCUUUGUGAUCAUCUGCUUCAGCAAGCACAUAGUGGAGCAGAUCGUGGGUCUGAUCGGCUCCGUCCCGUCGGUGGGGCCGAUGCUGCAGAAGCCGUUCCGCGAUUACCUCGAGGCCCAACGACUCAAGCUGCACCACAAGCCCGGCGCCGCCUCCUCCCCGGGUGAUAGCUGGCUGUCGUGGGUCUUCGAGAAGGUGAUCAUCGUGAUGGUGUGCUACUUCGUGCUGUCCAUCGUGAACUCGAUGGCGCAGAGCUACGCCAAGCGUGUGCAGCAGCGUCACACCCUGGAGCAAAAGGAAAAAUGAUCGCCCAUCCCUCGCCCGACGCUCUCUCCUGCCAAAACCCGCCAUCGCGCCAAACACCGCUGUCCCGCCGGCCCGCUACUCCUGCCGACUCGCAAUCGAGAGCGUCUCUCCGACCGACUCGUCCCGCUCGUCGCCCACGCCCCAGGCCACACGCAGCUCCCUGUAACAAACAUCGCGAUGGAACGGUUUAGUGGUAAGUGAGGCAGGGGGGAAGGCUGGUCCCCCCCGGUGGCCACGGUGGGAGAGUAAAGGAAUUGAGUAAAAAGUAAAGAAACCUGAACACUGCCAUUAAUGAUGACGUGGAACAUUUAUGUAAAGAAGCAGCUUUUGUAGAAAGCUGUUUUUCCAAGGCUCCGAACCAAUUCCCGUGUAAAUUUCAAAUGUCUUUUAAACGCGACGUGUAUGCCGAGUGGCUUGCCAGAAAACGCAAGGUCCUUCUAAAACUGGAAAAGGUAGAUGUCGAAAAAGAAAAAACCUUGGUGAUGGGGAAGUCCGACUGAAAGGGCUUACUUGCCAGGCUUUUAGGCUUGAGGAGUGCAUUUAUAUCUCCGACACUAGAGGCAUCAACAAGCACCAUGGGUCUGCACCGGAUGAUAUCAUUAUUUAUGGGAUAACAGCCGCGGUAAUUCAUGCGCGAAAUCAAUGAUGACGACAGUUACUCCGACAUUCAAAAAUGUUUCACCCCCGCGUUAAACCGUCGUGUCUGCUUUCUCCACGGUGAUUGUAAACGGCUGCCCCACCGUGGUUUGUAGCCGUUCUUUAUUUCGGCGAAUUGAACGUAGAGUGGAAUAUUCUUUCUUCGGCAGUUGGAACGUAGUGGGACACGCGUAGCAACUCCAGUGCAGGCAUUUGAACGUAGCCUGACCAACCGUUCGUCUGUAGACUUGUUACAUCAUGUGGCCCUGAAACAGCUGUUCGAGCAGCUCUUGAAAUGCCCCAGCGCUGGACAUGACAUUUGUGACAUCAAUGCCUGUGUCCUGGUUUAGAUCUACGGUUUCCACCUCCGAGGUACAAAAAGAAUCCAGGACACAUCAUGAGAAGAAUAUCUCACGAUACCAGAAGAGGGAAGGAAUACUUAAUACAUUGUCUUGAGUGGUUUAUUAUUAACCGACUGACAAAAAAAAUUCCUUUUAACGUCCCCCUAAAAGACUCGGGAGAUUCCAGGACAGCAGCUACCUCUACAAGAGGACGAUCCUGGGAAAACCAGGGCAGGUGGCAAUGCUGGUUGUAGAAUGUUUGAAAAUCCUUUAAUGGAUCAGUGUGUAGGCCUUCUCCGGCCUUGGAAUUCAACACAUUAGAACGGAGAGUCUUGUUCGCUAAAUACAGUAAUAAUAGUCCUAAUUAAAUAUCCAUUAGCAUGAGUGUUUUCAUCACCCGCUAAAGAGGGCUGCGAUUUAUCAAUGGUUAAUAAAGACCUCUAUUUUAUAGUAAACAAUAGUGAUUUAUCAGCCUCCUUGAUUUCCGCUUGUUGAUUAUUAUUUAGAAGGUAUUUUCGUUGGACAAAUACUUAAUGUUAAUCCGAGGCAAUUUAUGCUUUGCAUAACAUUGGGUGGCAUUCGUCUUGUUAAAGGUAGACAUCGGUUAGGGAGUUGCAAUGCUUGCUGGGCAGAAGACUGUAAACUGUGAACGGUAUCGUGACGUGGUUGAGACCGAACUCAUAAAAAAGUAGAGCCUAAUAUUCUCAUCAUUAAAACGCUGAGCUGUGCAGGUUACGCUUGCAGAAUAUAGUAACACUAAUUUUGGAGACUCGUAUUGGGCUUGCUUUUAAAACUAUAAAGUAUAGUUUAUAAAAACAACAAAAAAUACAUGUGAAGAGCUGUAAAUACUUUACACUGCGAAGGCGAAAUAGCUUCCAUCUGCUCUGUUAAAAAAAAGGAAAAGUUUUUCCCCCCCACAACUAAUUGGCGUACAAUAACUCGGAUAGCGCUGCUCCACUGCACAACCGAGCUGCACCAGCUGGGGCUGUUCCCAACUGCAGAAGCCAAGCUGUGCCGGCGACGUCACACGCAGUGAACGUCAACCCCUUAUCAGUCCCGACCGUAUUACAGAUCAAUGCAGGCUUUAUUGGUCAUCCUGUGUCCUUAUAAUUCUCAACGUUCAUCCUACAAAGUCCCAUCACAAGGGAGAAACAAAAACAAACAGCCAAAAAAUGUUUUACUCCAUUUCCCUAAACAAGAAGAUGGGUAAACCCGUAUAGGGUUGACAGGUACGGUAUCGAGACUCAAGCAGAUGAUGUGGUGAUGCAACACGAUGAUGCAAUGAACCCGUCGUUAGCCGCACCCUCCGGCCCUGACUGGCCCCGAACCAGAUUCACACACGUCUUUUGGGACCGAGCGAAUCGCGGUGUGGUUUUUGUCUCGGCACGGCAAAUAUUCAGUGGAAAAGUGCCCACACCGUGAGGGCCUCCCCACCCCCCUCCCACCACGCUGGCUCGGCUCCCAAGUGCCAGUGGAAAAAGGGUAUCGGUGGGCACGUUUCCUUUGCUAGGGGAGUUCAGGUUAGCCCUGACAGUGGAGAAAAUUAGUUCUUCAUACUUGAUUUCAAGCUUUCGUGACUGCAGGAAUCCGUACUCUUUGGUUCUUUCGGUAAAGUCACGUAGGUAGAACAAUAAUAGAUCACGACGUUUCGAUCACAACACAAGCAAUCGUCGUCAGGUGGGACAACCACAGCAAGAUAAAAGCUGCUUCAUACCUACCUGUGUGGGGGAUCCCCCUCCUGGUUAUUUUUCGUGCUGAAAAUUCAACAGAUGAGUUGGCUGUGUGUGAAUAACUACGCCGUCCUGGUUACUCAGAUCGGUGCCAAGUGGCUAGACGAGUUUGUUUGCCCUGCCAGACUGACCCGCCUUCUGGAUGUUGGAUUGCAAAACGUGCGGCGGAACAACUUGGAUUGUGUUACCUGAGUACGGCAAUGCGAUCUUUCUCACGACUGAGGAAAUGGUGGCUCUGAUGUUAUUUUAUUGUUUAGGCUGUAUCUCUUUUAGAAGCUUCCAAUGCACGUGGAGUGAAACCCCCACAGGCAGCGUGCCAAACAGCACGCAGUUCAACCUGAAAACACAUCGGGGAGCCACAGUUCAGCUGCGAAUAAAGAAAGUACGAAUAAAUACUCCUGACGGUCUGUAACGGUUUUAUGCCGAAGACACUUGCUUCAAAUGUACGAUCCCCAAAUUAAACCAUUUCAACAAUGUUCUGGUCCGACGAAACUUUGAACACUCUUUAUUUCACAAAAUGAGAAAUACAAUUAAUGAAAAGCCCGAAGACAAGGCUGUGAAAUGCGUGCGACAUCAAGAGGUGACAAGCGGACGCAAAGUUCCGCACAUUAAGAGGCUGGUGUUAAGUGCGAGGAUUGGAACUGCGCGCUCUAUCCAUUGUGCAUUUAUCGGCGAAAUAAAUUCACCAAUUGUUUCUGUGCGGCGUGUUGAGAUGCGCGCUGCGGUUAAAUCGCUCUGCGAAUUUAAAUGAUUGAUUUUGCACAGCUGUCUCGCGCGUCUGCCCUCGCACGUUUAAAGCGCGGCUCGCGUGAUAAUUUUAUCGCCACACGGAGUCUUACGUUCUUCAAACCCAGGCGCUGGUGCCGCACGCAAGUGCGGAUUGGCACUCGUUUAUUCCGCAAAAACACGUUGUUUUCACGAGUCGUAAUCUCGCGUUCGCCGAGUGUUAACCUGGCAGUCGGCAUCCCUCGCGUUACAAUACUAGGCUUACAAUACCUUUAACUUGCCAAGCGAUUCUAUCCCGUUGCUCAACGUUCACCCUUUCUUCCCGACUACAUCUUCAAUGCGUUUGGCUCCGGACGACUGCGCCCCGUUGUGCGCCAAGCGCGUUCGUUGCCUUGCGAAAUCGUCAUUUUUCACAAAGCAAACAUGUGUUGUAUUUAUUUCUGGUGGAAUGCAACGUUAAAACUUGAAAAUUAAAAUCGGUCCUUGAUCACUGUU
Molecule: messenger RNA, 5534 nt
Organism: Lethenteron reissneri (Far Eastern brook lamprey)
Lineage: Eukaryota; Metazoa; Chordata; Hyperoartia; Petromyzontiformes; Petromyzontidae
Gene: VMP1
Product: vacuole membrane protein 1
Source: RefSeq, a predicted model, not a curated record